AUGUUCAACACGGAAGAGCUGCAAGCUGCAUCGCUAGUUGGUAUAAAUAGCGAUUGUUUGCGUGCAUCUACAGUCAAAACCAUCAAAAUGCUGACGCUUUUCAUCGUUGGUUGUUUGCUCGCGACGGGAGCAUUCGCGCAAGAUCCCCGAUGUCCUGCGAUUUGUGAUCCGCUGGACCAGCCAGUUUUCUUGCCACACGAAUGGGAUUGCAGUAAAUACUAUGUAUGCAGCAAUGGUUACGCUGUAGAAAUGCAAUGUCCUGACCCGCUGUUAUGGAAUCAAUCGAUAAAUGUAUGCGAUUGGCCCUGGGCAGUAACUUGCAGUCUGCCUCCUACAACGACAACGACAUCUAGACCUCCUCCUACGCCACCGGCUGGCUGUCCAGGUUCUUCUUAG
This is a messenger RNA of Sabethes cyaneus, 396 nucleotides long. RefSeq names its product peritrophin-1-like. Gene Ontology annotation, cellular component: extracellular region. Gene Ontology annotation, molecular function: chitin binding. The record is from RefSeq and is a predicted model, not a curated record. Bases 1 to 396 code for a protein of 131 amino acids. The transcript is spliced from 2 exons. Lineage: Eukaryota; Metazoa; Arthropoda; Insecta; Diptera; Culicidae.